This is a messenger RNA of Rhineura floridana, 6908 nucleotides long. It is a transcript of the gene CLUH, whose product is annotated as clustered mitochondria homolog. Gene Ontology annotation, biological process: intracellular distribution of mitochondria. Lineage: Eukaryota; Metazoa; Chordata; Lepidosauria; Squamata; Rhineuridae. Gene Ontology annotation, molecular function: protein binding; mRNA binding. The transcript has 26 exons. Gene Ontology annotation, cellular component: cytoplasm. The coding region runs from base 16 to 4737 and encodes 1573 amino acids. The record is from RefSeq and is a predicted model, not a curated record.
CUCUGACAGGAGAUCAUGGGGAAUGGUCUCUUUGCCAACUGCUGUCGCUGCGUGGCCAAUCUCUUCCAGGUGCAUGUGGAGAGCUCAUUGGAGGAGAGAUCGCCCCUCUUGGUGGUGCCUUCCGCUGUGCAUCCGGAGGGCACCCUCCAAAUCCCAACCAGGAUGGGUACCUCUGGAGCUUGCAAGUGCUCGGUGCCAUACCCAGAUAUUAUCCUCAGCAGCGCAUCUUGUGAAUACCUGCAGAGUGGGAAAGAAACUGACAGAGGCUUAUCGGAGGGGAAUAGCGAUAAACAGGCCACCAAGGCCUUUGGCAGCUGCCAGGCACUGUCUGCUUUCAGUGUGCCACAGCAGGCACUGAUGUCUUGUGUUGCGAAUGUCCUUCCUGCUGACCUUGUGCAAGAAUCUACACGGCCUCCAAACUAUUCUUGGCCGCUUCAAGCCUCCCAGGCCCACGAGGUGCUUGAGAAUCUAAGCUUUCUUUCAUGCAAGCAGGAAGAGAGUCCAGGCGACGGAGCGGAUGCCAGUCACGGGAUGCCCACUUUUGAUCCGCACCGGUGCCAAGAAACCUUGGUGGCAAGUGGGACUGUGGCUCCUGAAUCCACGUUGGCUGAACUUGGGUCUGUAGCAUGCAAAAGCCAAGUCGUUUCUGUCAUCCAGUCGUGUGGUCGCUUCGGAGGCAGCACCUUCUUGGAUGGGCCUGAGCUCAAUCCCUCUGGAAAGAGGAGCCAGGUCAUUCUAAAGGCCUCUGCAUAUGAGACGCGAGAAGAUAAAGGCGCUGAAGGAGCUUGUGUGGAUCCUAAGAUGGACACAGAGCAACACCCAUCCAGCAUAGCACUGAUGAAUGGAGAUGGCUUGCAUGAGAACCACAAAGAAGAGACCAGACAGAAUGGCCACGAAGAACCAGACCACAUAGACGAUGGGAAUGACCAAGAAGUCAUCGUCAUCCAAGACACCGGUUUUACGGUCAAAGUCCAUGCGCCAGCAGUAGAACCCUUUCCCCUGCAAGUCUCUCCCCAAGAGAUGGUCCAGGAGAUCCACCAGGUGCUGAUGGAUCGCGAGGACACCUGUCACCGAACAUGCUUCUCCCUGCAGCUGGACGGCAACGUUCUGGAUAACUUUGCCGAGCUGAAAACCAUUGAAGGGUUGCAAGAAGAUUCAGUGCUGAAAGUAGUUGAAGAACCAUACACAGUCCGAGAAGCCAGGAUACACGUCCGGCACAUCCGAGACCUCCUGAAGAGCCUUGAUCCCUCUGAUGCCUUCAAUGGUGUUGACUGCAACUCGCUGUCGUUCCUCAGUGUCUUCACCGAAGGGGACCUUGGAGACAGCGGCAAGCGGAAGAAGAAAGGCGCAGAACUGGAGCAGAUAGACUGCACCCCUCCUGAACAUAUCCUGCCAGGGAGCAAAGAGAGGCCCCUCUGCCCCCUUCAGCCUCAGAACAGAGACUGGAAGCCUCUGCAGUGCCUGAAAGUGCUGACCAUGAGUGGCUGGAACCCACCUCCCGGCAACCGCAAGAUGCACGGGGACCUCAUGUACCUGUAUGUUAUCACGAUGGAAGAGCGACACGUGAGCAUCACUGCAUCCACCCGAGGCUUUUACCUCAAUCAGUCCACGGCAUACAAUUUCAACCCUAAGCCUGCCAAUCCCAGCUUCCUCAGCCACUCCCUGGUAGAGCUGCUGAAUCAGAUCAGCCCCACCUUCAAAAGAAACUUCGCUUCUCUGCAGAAGAAACGUGUCCAGAGGCACCCACUGGAGAGGAUAUCCACUCCCUUCCAAGUGUACAGCUGGACAGCACCUCUGGCUGAGCAUGCCAUGGACUGUGUGAGAGCGGAAGAUGCUUAUACCUCAAGGCUGGGCUACGAAGAGCAUAUCCCAGGACAGACCAGAGAUUGGAACGAAGAAUUGCAAACAACCAGGGAACUGUCACGCAAAAAUCUGCCUGAGAGGCUGUUGAGGGAGCGAGCUGUCUUUAAGGUUCACAGCGACUUCACUGCAGCUGCCACGAGAGGUGCGAUGGCGGUCAUUGAUGGGAACGUGAUGGCCAUCAACCCUAGCGAGGAGACCAAGAUGCAGAUGUUCAUUUGGAACAACAUCUUCUUCAGCCUAGGCUUCGAUGUCCGCGACCACUAUAAGGACUUUGGUGGGGACGUGGCGGCCUACGUGGCCCCAACCAACGACCUCAAUGGGGUCCGGACAUACAAUGCGAUGGAUGUUGAAGGGCUGUACACACUGGGCACUGUGGUGGUUGACUAUAGAGGGUACCGGGUGACAGCCCAGUCCAUCAUCCCGGGCAUCUUGGAACGGGAACAGGAGCAGAGCGUCAUUUAUGGCUCGAUAGAUUUUGGCAAGACGGUUGUCUCCCACCCCAAGUACCUGGAGCUGCUGGGGAAGACCAGCAGGCCCUUGAAGAUCCAAAAGCACUUGGUACUGAAUGACAGGAACGAGGAGGUAGAGCUCUGCUCCUCCGUAGAGUGCAAGGGCAUCAUCGGCAACGAUGGGCGCCACUACAUCCUCGACUUGCUCCGCACCUUCCCCCCUGACCUGAACUUCUUGCCUGUAGACGGGGAGGAGAUGCCAGAAGAGUGUCAGAAAAUGGGGUUCCCCAAACAGCACCGGCACAAGCUUUGCUGUCUCCGGCAAGAGCUGGUGGAUGCCUUUGUGGAGCACAGGUAUCUCAUGUUCAUGAAGCUGGCCGCCCUGCAGCUAAUGCAACAGAAGGCGAGCAAGGAGGAGCCCCCCGUCUCCCUGGAAAACGGUGGAAGCCCCACCACCCCCUUUCCUGAAAACGGGGUGGAGGAUGGCAAGGGGAAGUUGCCCUUGGAAGACGCCACGCUGGAAGAUAAUGUGGCUGGUUUGGACCAGGUCAAAGAGCUGACGGAGACCAUUGCAUCGGAUGACGGAGCAGUGGACCCCAAAAGCCGGGAAGUGAUUCAGAAUGCCUGCAGAGCUGUCGGUUCCAUCAGCAACACGUCCUUUGAUAUCCGGUUUAACCCAGAUAUAUUUUCGCCAGGGGUCCGCUUUCCAGAGUCCAGCAAAGAGCGGAUUCAGGAUCAGAAGCGGUUACUGAAGGAUGCAGCUGCUUUCCUGGUGUCCUAUCAGAUUCCAGGCUUGGUGAAAGACUGCCUUGACCACACCAUGCUGCCGAUGGAUGGCGCCACCUUGGCGGAAGCCAUGCACCAGCGAGGCAUCAACAUGCGCUACUCGGGCAAAGUGGUUGACUUCAUCACCAAGACCCCGGCCCGGGCUCAGCUAGAUCACAUCUAUAAAAUAGGAAUCACUGAACUGAUCACUCGGUCAGCCAAGCACAUCUUCAAGACAUACCUUCAGGGAGUGGAGUUGUCAGGCCUGUCAGCCGCCAUCAGCCACUUCCUUAAUUGCUUCCUCAGCUCCUUCCCAAACCCCGUGGCCCACCUUCCCGCCGAUGAGCUGGUCUCCAAAAAAAAGAACAAGAGGAGGAAAAACCGGAACUUGGGCCCUGCAGACAACACUGCCUGGGCCACCGUGAGCCCUCAGGAACUGUGGAAGAACAUUUGUUCAGAAGCCAAGAGUUACUUCGACUUCGGCCUGGAAUGUGAGAGUGUUGACCAAGCAGUGGAAGCUUACAGCCUACAGAAGAUCACCCUCCUCCGUGAGAUCUCCCUCAAAACUGGAAUCCAGAUCCUGCUGAAGGAGUAUAACUUUGACAGCCGGCACAAGCCAGCGUUCACAGAGGAGGAUAUCCUCAACAUCUUCCCCGUUGUGAAGCAUGUCAAUCCGAAAGCCUCAGAUGCGUUCCACUUCUUCCAAAGCGGGCAGGCAAAAGUACAGCAAGGUUUCUUGAAGGAGGGCUCCGAGCUGAUCGGUGAGGCCUUAAACCUGUUCAACAAUGUGUACGGUGCUAUGCAUGUAGAAAUAUGCGCCUGCCUUCGUCUCUUGGCUCGACUGAACUACAUAAUGGGAGAUUAUUCAGAGGCCUUAAGCAACCAACAGAAAGCAGUGCUGAUGAGUGAAAGAGUCCUGGGCAUUGAACACCCCAACACAAUACAGGAAUAUAUGCACCUUGCUUUGUACUGCUUUGCAAACAGCCAGCUGUCCACAGCGCUCAACUUGCUAUACCGCGCACGCUACCUCAUGCUGUUGGUGUUUGGUGAAGAUCAUCCCGAAAUGGCACUCUUGGAUAACAACAUUGGCUUGGUCCUCCACGGAGUUAUGGAGUAUGACCUGUCCUUGCGGUUUCUGGAGAACGCACUAGUGAUCAACUCCAAGUAUCACGGCGCCAAGUCACUGAAAGUUGCACUGAGCCACCACUUGGUUGCCCGAGUGUACGAGAGCAAAGCUGAAUUCCGGUCGGCACUACAGCACGAGAAGGAAGGCUACACCAUCUACAAAAAUCAGCUUGGUGAGCAUCACGAGAAGACCAAAGAAAGCUCGGAGUACUUGAAAUAUCUGACUCAGCAGGCUGUGGCCUUACAACGCACCAUGAAUGAGAUCUACAAGAAUGGAUCCAGCGCUAACAUUAUGCCCUUGAAAUUCACAGCGCCCAGUAUGGCCAGCGUCCUGGAGCAGCUGAACAUAAUCAAUGGGAUUCUCUUCAUUCCACUAAGCCAAAAAGAUUUGGAGAACCUUAAAGCCGAGGUGCAGCGACGGCAGCAGCUUCAGGAGGCCCUCGGAAGCGGUGAACAGCUGGAGCUGGAAGAUAAAGAGAGCCCGAAAGAGAGCGAGCCUGAAGCAAGCUUGCCCACCACAGCUGCCGCUCCCUAGCUGAGGCCUCUGCCUGGUUAGCCGCACCUUGUGGUUUGAAUCUGUCCCCUCUGGGGGGGUGCUCAGCCUCGCCUUGGGGCAGCUUCUCCUUGGCAAUGUGUUUUGUGUUUCUUUUAAUUUGCACUGGUACAAUGAAUAUACAAUGCAAAGAACUAGAUUUUGAAAAAUGAUCCCUACCUGUCUAAGCUGCCGUCAUGCAUCUGGGAUGAGGCGAUUCAAAAGUUUGCCAAUGCCCGAAGAGUCUAAAUGAAUGUGUGUGUGUGUGGGGGGGGGAGAUGCAGUGUUAAGAGGCGGGGGGUAGACAAGGGAUGGGUGGGGUGUGUGUAUGUUUCAAUCUAUUUCUACUGUGUACAUAAGAGAUUUAAUUCCAAGUGAGACAUAACAUUUCUCAGGUCAUUUUUCUGUUGACUUUAAAGGACAUCUAUAACUUUGCAAAAAAACACAAAAAAACUACUACCCCCUUUCCUGCCUGAUUUUUUUCAAAGUUCUACUUCUCCUUCCAGCUCCUUGAGCCUUGGGCCUUCCUGGACUGCUUAGGUGAUUGUGACACUAUAAAUAUUAUAUAUUAAAUAUAAAUCCAGCCAUAUUUUUUAUCUCCACAUUUACCUUUAAGGCCUGAACAGAGUCGGUAAGGCCCAGAGGCAAGGGUUUUGAGGAGGUGGUGUAGAACUUGUGCUCCGUGUUGAGGAGACAGCCAUUUGGAUUCCUUUUGCGGGUUUUUUGUGGUGUUGGUUUCUAACCAUUCAGAUUUGUUUGGGGAAGCGGUUAUUUUUUGCAAGUUUUCAUGGCCCAGGGCCGGGGGGGGGUGUUGUGUGUGCUUUGCCUAAAUUCCUUGUGCUGUGCUCCCUCUUGAGCCAUAGCAGUAGAAACAACAUCCAAAGAAAAAAAGGUUUUGUGAAAACUGAAAACCAGCCAUAAUGCAAUUCAGCAGUGGGUUUGCCCCUGCUGUUCUUGCCCCCUGCCUUUAUUACCAAUUCAGCUCUGCAACAGGGAUUGAGGGCUGCUAAGUGACAUGGCCAGACUUCUCCCACUCUCUCCUUUGAAGUCUAGUAUUAACUUUCUCCCCACCUCCCUUCAGCUUAUACAGUAGAAAAACCCUCCAGGGCCUGUACUCCCCUUCCUCUCCCCCAUUCUCGAGGACGUCAUCUGAAUCGUAGCUGAGGGGCUGAAGGUCUCCAUCUAUAGAGCAGUUCCAUUUUAAAUGCUGUCCAUGCCAGUCAAGUUGAAUUGAAUCAAUGUUUUGUUUUUUAAAAGGGGUGGGGGUUAUCGGUGAAUGUACUAAAUAAGAAUCAUGAACCUAAACUAAUCUUCUUCUGCUCCCAUGGUGAAAAUGACAAUAAAUUUUAUUAAAUAUUAUAUAGCAAUGAACAAGAUGGUUUUUGGGGGAAAGGGUCUUAUUUUGGGGGGGGGGAUGUUCUGGUCCUUUGUCCACUCCCUUGUGUCUUAUCUGACAGCUUGAGAACUGUUCCCCCCCCCGGAGGGCAUCAUUGCUGGCAAUAGAUGCCCUGCCCCCUGUUCUACCCUCCUUGCCACCCAUCUGCACCCCCAGAAAAAAAGAUUGUGUACUCCUGUUGCAGAUCCCUGCUGUUACCGACAGGUGAAUGUGUCUGUAAGAAAAAGGAAUCUGAUUUCCAAGCCCCCCACCUCCGGCCAAGUGUAUCAUGUUGAGGAGUUCAAAGUCUGGUCAGGUCACAUUCUGCCAUGUGGCUAAGUAUUGUAUUUGAGGGAAGGGGGCUUCCUGUUACUAACUUGGUGGAAGGGGUGGGCAGCUCAUGGUCUCUGUGGCCUAUUGAACCACCUCCCCAUGGCUGCCACAAAAGUGGGGUCUUGAGGCCUCGGCAGCAUCUUCAGUUUGUGGAAGGUUUUGAAGCCAUGCUGGACAGCCAUUUUGUCCCUUUUCACAGGCUCGAGAUGUCACAGUUGCAUGGAGAGUGGGUGGAAAUUGCUAUGGGGAGAAUGGCACAAUUAAAAAAAAAAAAGCUGGCAUUAUGGUUUCAGGGCCCACCUGGUUAAGGUUGCCUGUCCCUUGACCUAGUGCAAUCAGGUACAUAACAGGUGCUCUCCUUCAUCUGGGGAAGAGAAUGUUCUUUGGUUCAGAUAUCAUGGGGGAAGGGAGAAAAAUACUGAAUUUCCUUGGAAGUGUCUCAAAUAAAGAACAGAUUUCAAUGCAA